UGAUUCUUUCAGACAAAUAAUUGUACUAUGUUGAUUAAAGACCAACAACAACCAUCUUUUCAACAAAAAAAAAAGACUAACAACAACCAUUGAUUUUGUAUCCUUGUUUUUUCUUCAUGAAUUUGCAUUAAGACUCGUCUGUUUGUGAGAGCAAUGGAAUGGAGGCAUACCUUGAAGCAUGAAAUUCUGCCAUUCACCGCCAUGGUUACAGUGGAGUGCAUCUUUGUUAGUCUAAACUUCUUCUUUACAGCAGCUACCUCAAGGGGGUUAAGCUACUAUGUCUUUAUUGCCUACUCUUAUGCAGUUGCUACUCUUCUUCUCUUUCCUCUACCUUUCAUAUUUCACAGGACCGGGCUUCCUCCAUUCAAGCUCACACUUCUCUUUAAAGUUUUCCUCCUUGGACUGAUUGAGUGUUUGGGUAAAUUAUGUCUAUGUAAAGGUAUUGAAUACAGCUCACCGGCUCUUGCUUCGUCUAUUAGCAACCUCACUCCAGCUUUUGUCUUCAUACUUGCUGUAAUAUUCAGGAUGGAAAUGCUAAAUUCCAGAAGCAGCAGCAGUCGAGCCAAAGUUAUGGGCACUUUACUAUCAAUAUCAGGUGCAUUGGUGGUGGUUCUCUAUAAGGGUCCAACUAUGCUAUCCACCACAGCAGAAAAAAAUUGGGUGAAAGGUGGCCUAAUACUCGGUUUAGGAUACCUUCUAUUCUCACCCGGGUCUAUCCUUCAGGCAAAUAUCAUGAAGACGACGAACACAAAUGAGCUUGUCCUGGCCUUCUUAAACAACCUGUGUGGGACAAUUAUAUCAGUACCCCUAUGUUUAUUAGAAGAAAAAGAAUCGAGUGCCUGGAUAGUGAGGCCUGGUAUACCAUUGCUUGCCAUUUUAUACUCGGGAGCUUUCGGUUCAUCCCUCAACGUUCUAGUUCACAUCUGGGGCGUAAAUGUGAAGGGUCCUGUUUAUGUAUCAAGCUUCAAGCCAUUGUCCAUUCCAAUUGCUGCUGCUUCCGGUGUCAUUUUCCUUGGUGACGAUCUCCAUCUUGGCAGUGUUGUUGGAGCUGUUAUGCUAUCCAUAGGAUUUUUUGCAGUACUAUGGGCAAAGGCAGAGGAAGAAGAAAUGAGUCAAGACCAUGAAUUUGAUAGAUUGAGAGGGUUGCCUAGUGCCCUUGGUAAGACACCUCUGUUGGAAAGCUACAAAGAAGAAAACAAAUAGCCUUAUACGUAUACAAAGUAGAAAAACAAAUAGCCUUAUAUGAAUACUAGCUAGCUAAUUAAAGAUUGUUCAUUAUUUACAUCAAAAGUCAUGUAUUAAUCAGCUGGAACUUCCCUAUCUGCCUCUGAAGUUACUAGU
Molecule: messenger RNA, 1341 nt
Organism: Argentina anserina (silverweed cinquefoil)
Lineage: Eukaryota; Viridiplantae; Streptophyta; Magnoliopsida; Rosales; Rosaceae
Product: WAT1-related protein At4g15540-like
Exons: 7
Coding region: 154-1203 (349 amino acids)
Cellular component (GO): plasma membrane
Molecular function (GO): transmembrane transporter activity
Source: RefSeq, a predicted model, not a curated record